Messenger RNA from Caenorhabditis remanei, 633 nucleotides. RefSeq lists its product as uncharacterized. Lineage: Eukaryota; Metazoa; Nematoda; Chromadorea; Rhabditida; Rhabditidae. Gene Ontology annotation, biological process: protein homooligomerization. Bases 1 to 633 code for a protein of 210 amino acids. The record is from RefSeq and is a predicted model, not a curated record. Gene Ontology annotation, molecular function: protein binding. The transcript has 4 exons.
AUGCACCGCGAAAAUUGCGAUCCGUGUGGAUGUCGGAGGAACAAUGUUCAAGACGACCCUGUUUACACUGACAAAAAUGGAUGGGACAUUGAAGACAUUGGUGGAAUUGAAAGCGGAGAUACCGGACCGAUAUUCAUCGAUAGAUCCCCCGAACACUUUGAUUUAAUCUUGAAUUACCUCCGAGAUGAAGAAGUGAACCUUCCGGAAUCUGAAGAAGACGUCAGAGAGAUUCUGAAGGAGGCCGAGUACUAUUCCCUGGAUGAUCUGGUGGAGCAAUGCAAAUCGAAACUCCCUCAAGAUCCCUCGUAUACUCUGAAGUUCCUUGAAAACGAUAUGGAUCUUUUGCAGAUUACAACUACUCCGGAGAAGGCUGUCAUAGUUUUCUACUACCCUGUUACAGUGCAUGGUAAAGUACGGUGGCCUGAGGAUUUGGAAGUGAAAAGCUUUUUGGAUAAGUAUGAUGAUGAAUAUGAGAUUUAUUUCAAGCGUGCUCAAAUGACUCGAGCGGAUCGAGAGGAAUGGAUGUGGUCGAUUCAUAAGGGAGACGACCGUGUAGACUUCAAAUAUCAUCGACAUAAUUUUCCAAAACAGUCCUUUAUCACACUUUUUGAGGAUAGUGUCAAGGCUUUUUAA